AUGGGGAAACAAAUGAUUGGUGCCAUCUCUACUCGCACAAAAGCUGCUUACAAGCUCUUGUGUGAUCUACAGAAGAAAACGCUAGCGAACCCUUCUUCUAGAGCAGUGAGUGAGGAAGCUGAUGCAUAUGCCAAAUGGAAAAGGUUAUCGGAUAUUGAGGAGGGAGAUUAUGUAGAAUGGUCCUUAGAGGAUCUGCAAAACUUGAUGGAGUUUCGAUGUAGUGAGAGUGAUAAGAGUUUACUCACCCACGAGGUCACUAAAGAGGAAGUUCGAAGAGUAUUAUUUGUCAUGCCUAGUUACAAAUCUCCAGGUCCGGAUGGGUUUAAUGUUGAGUUUUAUAAGGAAUCAUGGGAGAUUGUGGGAGAUGACUUCUUGGUCGCCAUCCAAUCUUUUUACAGAACAGGAUUUAUGCCCAAAGGAAUAAAUUCCACCAUUUUAGCUCUCAUUCCAAAGAAGAAGAAAGCUAUAGUCAUGAAGGACUACAGACCGAUAUCAUGUUGCAAUGUAUUGUAUAAAGUUGUUUCAAAAAUCCUUGCUAACCGACUUAAGAUCAUCCUCCCAAAGUUCAUAUUGCCGAAUCAGUCUGCUUUUGUCAAAAACAGAUUGUUGAUGGAAAAUGUUUUCCUUGCUACAGAGUGGAGUUUUCUACUCAAUAUCUUGCGAGCUUUAAACUUCCCCGAGCAGUACAUUCACUGGAUUCAAACCUGCAUCACAACUGCUUCAUUCUCUGUCCAGGUUAAUGGAGAGUUAGCCGGUUAUUUCAAUAGCAAGAGAGCUUUCCGUCUACCUAAAGCCUGCAUCAGAGAGAUUGAUCAGAUGUGCUCUGCUUUUCUGUGGUCAGGUCCUAUGUUGAAUGCCAAGAAAACUAAGGUUGCUUGGUCUGAGGUGUGUCUUCUAAAACAUGAAGGUGGCUUGGGCCUUUCCUCAAUAGAGGAAGCUAACAAGGUUUCUGUUCUUAAACUGAUAUGGAGACUUCUCUCUGCCAAAGAUUCGCUAAGGUUUCAUAAAGUGGAAGCGCAUAAUGGGGGAAAUACGUCUUUCUUGUUUGAUGGCUGGUCCUCCUUGGGUCUUCUCUAUGAGUCCUUGGGAGAAAGAGGCUGUAUUACCAUGGGCAUACCAUCUUCGAGUACUCUGGCUGAGGCUCUCGCUAUGACUAGACGGAGACAACAUCGAUCGACUCUUCUUAACUCGGUUGAACAGGAAAUACAAAAUUUUCAGUCCACACGGGAUUCAGCUCAAUCUGAUGUUGCUUUAUGGAAAGGUCAGAAUAACUAA
Messenger RNA from Camelina sativa (false flax), 1275 nucleotides. NCBI's taxonomy places the organism in Eukaryota, Viridiplantae, Streptophyta, Magnoliopsida, Brassicales, Brassicaceae. The record is from RefSeq and is a predicted model, not a curated record.